Messenger RNA from Desarmillaria tabescens, 1662 nucleotides. RefSeq lists its product as uncharacterized. The transcript has 9 exons. The coding region runs from base 1 to 1662 and encodes 553 amino acids. Lineage: Eukaryota; Fungi; Basidiomycota; Agaricomycetes; Agaricales; Physalacriaceae. The record is from RefSeq and is a predicted model, not a curated record.
AUGGCUAUCACCAAAGCAGUGGAUCCUUUACCGAAUGACCAAACCUACCCUCCGACCUUUAUACUGUGCCAAACUCUCAAAUAUUCGUGGUUCUACACACUGCGAAGGGUUACUCAGGGGAACAUCAUUUCCGCCCUAUGCACAUAUGGCAAAGAAUCUUUAGCCGUAUUUUGGAAAAAUGGUGACAUCUUUUUUGUCCGCGAUAUAGGUGACGACGAAGGUGUACCCAUUUACUCUGCAGUCCCUGAGGGAUUUGUUACGUUUGCAACGACCAUUCCCCACUUAGAUGGCAGUUCCGAUCUUCUCUUUUGUGGGCUAUCUACGGGACGUGUAUUAUCUGGUACAGUGUCUCUGAGUGAACCACAGGCAAUCUCGUGGACGUUCGCAUUUGAUACUACAUGUCGUGGGCCCGUUAUAUCUCUAUCAUACUUUUCCCCACCUGGGCGUGCGCUAGCUGUAGCCUUCGAACACUCCACAGAUACAUCUGAAAGCCAAGGGCAGGCAUUUCUUUAUAAUUUCACCAGGUUGCGCGCACACCAAUGGGUUUCAGACCAUGUCAUGAAUCUACCGGAGCACCUGGAGUUGCCAGAGAUUCUUGUACCUGUCAAUGUUUUACGAGGACCAUCAGAAAAUGAAGUAAUGGUGGCAUAUAAUGAUGCGGACAUACACUGUUUCACAUUGAGUAGCUCUCAGUGGAUAAGAUCUUUAUUUGUGGGUCACCGAAUUGGACGAGCUGCUCAAGACUUCCGUCGUAGCGAGUUGGUGGCAUGCAGCAACCUCAAGAACGGUGUUACAAUCCAACGGAUCGCUGCCGAGAGGUUGCGGGCGCCCUUCGGAAACCGUCCCAGGCUCUUUCAUAAAUACACUUCGACUUCAUCCUUCGUAACGCUUCAUUCUGAUGAGUCGCGCCAGUUCAAAGCCAAGAUAUCCUUCGUCACCCAUCAUGGCGGCACGAGAUCGUCAUCAAAGUUUAUCAACACAAGCUCGACGCCCGUUCCUCUGGCCACCUUACCCCAGCCAGCCGAGUCUUUUACAAAAAUUUCUCCUACGUCGGUGUCAUCUGCCCCGUCUGCAGUCUCAGACGGAUUUUUUGAAUCAGUCUCAAGCGGUCGGCAGCAUCGACAAUUUGUGACGGAGAAUGUUUCUCAAGACACCACAGCUGCAGGAAGUUCAUACUUCACUCCUUGGCACGAGGCAACUCUAGACAGCCAAGCCCGCUCGUACUUGUGGAAGCCAGACAGAUCCUACUCGCUGUCUUCUGCCCCCAGCCUUCCGCUCAAACGAACUGAAACAAAGCUCGGCGGAGGAGGAACGUCCGAUACCUUCGGAGUCUAUCACAGUAGUUUCAGUGGUUUCGUUGAGAACGCUGAUGCCUGCUCGUUUCAUGACAGCCCUCUGGUGGGCGACGUUUAUCUUCACCAUGUCACUCAAGCAGACGGUUACCAAAUCUUUAUCUACCAUGGUGGAAGCGAAGGCUGGGUCGAGGCAGAUGAGAGAUCAGCGCCGGUCCAGCACCCCUCAAAAAAGCACUCAAAUCGGAGAUUAGCUCUUAGAGGAGGAUUUGCCACACCCGACUGGAUGUCCGAAUCCGCACAAAUUGACCACCUAGUUCAACUUGGGAAGAUUGAAGCCCAGGAUGAACCAAUGUCUUCAAAGCCUUAA